Molecule: messenger RNA, 3555 nt
Organism: Penicillium psychrosexuale
Lineage: Eukaryota; Fungi; Ascomycota; Eurotiomycetes; Eurotiales; Aspergillaceae
Exons: 3
Coding region: 1-3555 (1184 amino acids)
Molecular function (GO): protein binding
Source: RefSeq, a predicted model, not a curated record
AUGCCACUAGGCCUUCAUGUGCUUCAUUCGCACAACAUCAGCCAUUGUGCGGCAGAUUUGGAUCAGAAUGGUGGUGUCGAUAUCGUCGCGGUCCAUGGCUUGGGGAAAAACUCGUUAGAGACAUGGACACAUCAUGAAACGGGUACUUUGUGGCUGAGAGACCUUCUGCCACGGAGUAUCCAUAAUGCCCGAGUUCUCACAUUUGAUUAUGACGCAAGUCCUUCCCUUUAUACCGGAAAAGACUUCAUGGACAGAGUUCAAAGUCAAGCAACUACCCUAGUGGCAGACUUGGAGGGCGAGAGGAGCCUAGAAAAUGCUUCUAGGCGACCUGUCAUCUUUAUCUGUCACGGACUCGGAGGCAUCAUCGUGAAGAGUGCGCUCGUUCAUUCAGCGAGUCGAACAUCCCAUUUCACAUCACACCUCAAUGCUAUAUAUAUCUCGACUUUUGCCAUUCUGUUCUUCAGCACCCCCCAUGAUCAGAUCGAUGUUGGGAAAUGGAUUGCUUCAAGUACAUCGACAUCGACAUCAAACUUCUUAACCCGCCGAGCGAAGGAGAGAAUUAGCAUGCCUGAAAUGCCAAUCACUGUGCAUACUUUAGACGUCAUCACAAAUCAGUUCGCUCCACUCAUGAAGAAGGUUCACAUGUACCUUUUUUGGGAGGGGUUGAGAACACAGCUUACGAGCGGCGCGGAGUUUAUGGUAGACCCGUCCUCUGCCGCUCCACAUUUGUAUGAUACAGAAAGAUGUGGAAUUCCGAACUCCAACCACUCAGAUAUGACGAAGUUUCACCAAUCUGACUCUGCUUAUCGGACAGUUAUAUCUGCCCUGAUGAAGUACUGCUACUCGGCGCCGGCAAUUGUCACAUACCGAUGGAAAGAGGCAAUGGAAUCAAUGAUGCGGAUGCGAAGAAAUGAAGCCCGUGAAUUAACGGGCCUAUUUCUUGAAAUUCCGGACAAAGUCCCGAUCCCCACGGAGAGCAAUACCGAAGCUAUCGAAGCCUCUUUGCAAAAUGAAUAUUUCCACCCACCAUGCACUGUUUCCAUGGACUUUAUAGGUCAGGAGGACAUCAUGAACACACUCCAGGGUGCCUUUGAACCAGAAGACCAGACAUUGGUGGAUAAACAGCAAAAGCGAUUUGUCGUCUAUGGAAUUGGGGGAUCUGGGAAGACACAAAUAUCCGCAAAAUAUGCCCAAAGUAACCGACAACAUUAUUGGGCAAUCUUUACUAUCGAUGCAACUUCGGCCCAGACCGCGAAAGAAUCAUUCUGUAAAAUCGGACGUAUGGGGGGUCUCGAAGCCACCGAAGACUCUGGUAAACAUUUUCUUUCCCAAGCUCGAAAGAAUUGGUUGCUCAUAAUCGAUAACGCGGACAAGCCUGGCCUCAAGUUCGAAAACCUCAUUGUGCCUGGAGAAAGAGGUCAUAUCCUCGUAACUACAAGAAAUCCCAGCCUUCGAAGGCAAGGUAACGUUGGGAGUAUGGAGGUCAAAGGUCUUAAGCAAAGAGAUGCUCUCCACCUUCUCAUGAAAGUUGCAGAUAUUCUCCCGCCGUGGGAUUUGUCCUCUGAAACGGCAGCAAAUGAGAUUACCAAGACACUGGGAUAUUUGGCCCUUGCAGUCAUUCAGGCGGGCAACUCAAUUUACAACAAAAUAUGCAACUUAGAAGAGUACCUCGGGUUCUACAGACGCUUUUUGGAAAAUCGCCAGAGAAGAAAAUCCGUUUCAAACACUGAAGAUGUUGUCGGUGGGGAAGUCGAGAAUGAUGAUAUCUAUUCGGCAUUUGAUUUUUCAUUCCAACACAUCGUGUCCAACAAUACGAUCCCAAGUCAGGAUGCAGUGGAGAUCCUCAACAUUGUGAGCUUCUAUCACUUUGAUAAUAUACGAGUUGACAUCUUCGAAAGAGGCAUGAGCCUUGAGCGAAGCCAGUUGCGUCAAUAUCCAACCAGAUCCCUUCAGGAAGGAUUUGUACAAGCUAUUGUCAGUCGCUUCAGACCACCUCGGGCACUUCCCCGAAUACUCAAGCAAAGUGCGGAUGAUAUGCAUCCAUUGUGCAUCAGAGAGGCUCUUCGCGAGUUGUAUUCGUCCUCAUUGAUAACAUAUGAAAAUGACGAACAGAGUUUCUCAUUACAUCCUUUGGUCCAUGCUUGGGCAAGAGACCGCAUACCUCCCAAGGAGAGGAGCCUCUGGGCAAUAAUUUCCUUUCAUACACUCAUGGCCUCCAUACCACUCCCUCCGAUGGAAACGGGGGAGUCCCACACUAGUUUUCGGAGGAGUCUAAUUCCUCACCUUAACGAAUGUCUGGAGGCCUGUCCGAUAGAGUUUAGAGAAUUCUCUGGGCUACACAUUGGAAAAUACCGUCGAUUUACGUUACUGUUCCAGCCCACUUUACUGUUCUCAAUUCGAGAGAUGAUUCAAAACGCUGCAAAGUGUGGGAUUCUGCACGCCGAGAAAGGUGAUUUUUCGAAGUCCGUAUAUUACCUUUUUCUGGCAAAGGAGUCGCUGGUUACGCUUUUCGGCCCGAACGACGCAAAGACAACAACCACGAUGUUAGGAUUGGCCAGUAUACUUUGGGGUCUAGGGCGCUUAAAAGAAGCCAUAGCCUUGCAAGAACAGGUUGUCGAGUCGCGGCAGAGAUUCUUAGGACCAGAUCAUCGUGAAACUCUACUGGCUAUGGACUCCCUUGGUCACUCUUUCUGGCUCAGUGGACAAUAUUGUGAAGCUCUUCAACUUCAGCAACAAACUGCCGAGAAAAUGCAGGCACACCUCGGCGAAGGAGAUGACGACACGCUCAAAGCGCUUGAUCACUUGGGUGUCACAUUAGGCUCUUGGCACCGGUUUAGAGAGAGUAGAGACAUACAUCAGAAGGUUCUGGAAAUUCGAAUACAAAGUCUGGAGGAGAGUGACUUGAGGGUCCUCGAAACGAAGAACAAUCUGGCGAUGGCCCUAUAUGAUCUAAAAGAGCUUGAUGACGCAAUAUCCUUGAUGGAGGAAGUCUAUAACGGCCGCAGGGCCCAGAUGGGCAAAGAGCACCCCUACACUCUCUGGGCGCUAUGCUACCUAGCGAAGAUAUACACUGAAAUGGGAGAGUUGCAAAAAUCCGAGGAUAUUCUCAUUGAGGGCAUCGCCGCUGGUAAACGAAGCCUUGGUGAAGAUCACCUUGGGGUUUUGAUAGGCUGCGGGGAACUUGCUCGAACUUAUUCUCGUCAGGGUCGCCUAGACGAAGCUGUGAAACUGAUUAUCACGACCAUCGAGAAGAUCAAGCUUUUUCGAGGUAGCGAGCACCCCGACUACGCUACCGGAAUGUGGAGUUUGGGCAAGGUAUGGGAGAAAAAGCAGGAGCAAGCCAAGGCAAUCAAUGCCUACCAAGUCGCGUUGGAAGCGACAGAAAAGAGGUUAACAACAGAGCAUCCGCUCUACAAGAUUAUCUCGGAUCGCAUCAUUCUCCUAACAGAGGGAGCUCACAGCAAUGACUACAAAGAGGCUACAGAAAAUGGCUCGGUCACAAAUGGCGUUGAGGAUCUGCGAAUCAAACGUUUGCAUAAUACGCAGACAUGGUAG